AUGGAAAACAGCACAAAUGAUAGUGUAAUAUAUCGUGAUGCUUUAGUGUAUCAGGGUCCUAAUUACGAAACAGAAGAAGAAGAACAGGGGCAAGUUAGUGCAGGAAAUGAAGGCGAUACCACUAUAAACAAUAAACAAAAUAUAAAUGCAUUAUCAAAAUAUGCUGCAACGUACGAAUUGGAGAAGUUCAAAUGGAAAGCGAUGCUUAUAUUCCAUCAUAGUAACUUCAAUAUAACAAGUCAAUCAAGGGUUACUUCGCUUGGAGACGUAAAACUGAUGUCGAAAACAUUUAAAAAACUUGGGUUCACAGUGGAGGUACAUCCGGAUAAAUCUCUGGACGAAAUAAAGAAAAUAAUGGAAAAAUUUACAGAUCAAAACUUUACAGACUGCGGUUGCAUAGUUGUGGCCAUACUGACCCUUGAUAAAGAAGGUAUGAUCAUGGCCAAAGAUUGCUUGUACAGCGAGCCUAUUAUUGUUGAAUAUUUAAAAGUAAAAAAUUUUACCCUAGUCACGAAGCCAAGAGUUGUGAUCAUUCAGGCUUGCCGACCUACACCAAUCAGCAGGGAUGCAACUCAAGAUUUAGAGUCUCCUGUCGAUGAAGGUGAUAUGAAAACACAUGUUUCCUACAGUUUACCCACCGAGUCCGAUAUUUUGGUUCUACAUAGCCGUUAUGUUGGAAUUACCAGUCAAAUCAUGCAUAUUUCCUGGUUUAUAAAAAUUCUCUGCGAAGCCAUAGACAAACUCGGACCAACCAAGGAUCUGGAAUCAAUUAUAACAGUCCUCAAUGGAUUGGUACUCGAAAACAAUAGUCAAGCCAAUAAUGGUAAGCCUGAUAUGAAGCUAUUGACCACCAAAGGCAUUAUGCCAGUUUCCUACUCUACUUUGACAAGGAAAUUAUUCUUGAAAGCUUAUGAAGCUAACUCAUAUGGCAGGGGAGAUGACAGUUAUGCCACUUUAAAACGUACAAAUAAUGAGUAGAACUUCCUACCAAUAAAGAUCACUACUCUCUCCUAUCUGGUUCUAUUGGACCCAAUGAAACUCGAAGACUGUCCCGAACAUCUGGUCGUCGCAAGAGAUGCAAUAAUGAUACCCAGCCUCUUCAUGAAGCAAAAUAUAGCAUAAAUGAGAAUUUGAACCAAGCUAGAAUCCGAAUUAAAAUAUUAUUAAUUACUAAAGUACAAAUAUAUGUUACAGAAAAUCAUUUAAAACAUAAUUAUAGUGAUAUGGAGAUAAGAGUCCUGAAAAACUAAUUAGAAACUUGUUAGUAAU
This is a messenger RNA of Achroia grisella, 1269 nucleotides long. Its product is annotated as caspase-1-like. Gene Ontology annotation, molecular function: cysteine-type endopeptidase activity. The record is from RefSeq and is a predicted model, not a curated record. Gene Ontology annotation, biological process: proteolysis. Bases 1 to 978 code for a protein of 325 amino acids. The transcript has 6 exons. NCBI's taxonomy places the organism in Eukaryota, Metazoa, Arthropoda, Insecta, Lepidoptera, Pyralidae.